Molecule: messenger RNA, 2464 nt
Organism: Eucalyptus grandis
Lineage: Eukaryota; Viridiplantae; Streptophyta; Magnoliopsida; Myrtales; Myrtaceae
Product: alcohol dehydrogenase
Exons: 20
Coding region: 1-2244 (747 amino acids)
Biological process (GO): formaldehyde catabolic process
Cellular component (GO): cytosol
Molecular function (GO): zinc ion binding; S-(hydroxymethyl)glutathione dehydrogenase [NAD(P)+] activity
Source: RefSeq, a predicted model, not a curated record
AUGUCAGAAAGCAAGAUGUCAAGCACUGUUGGUCAGGCUAUACAUUGCAGAGCUGCUGUUGCAUGGGAAGCAGGGAAGCCUUUGGUGAUUGAACGAGUGGAGGUAGCACCUCCACAAGCCAUGGAGGUUCGCUUGAAGAUCCUUUAUACCUCUCUGUGCCACACUGAUGUCUACUUUUGGGAAGCUAAGGGACAAAACCCUCUAUUUCCUAGAAUCUAUGGUCAUGAAGCUGGAGGGAUUGUUGAGAGCGUGGGUGAGGGAGUGACUGAUCUGAAACCAGGGGAUCAUGUCCUCCCAAUUUUCACUGGGGAAUGCAAGGAAUGUGCCCACUGCAAAUCAGAAGAGAGCAACAUGUGUGACCUCCUCCGGAUCAACACUGACAGGGGAGUCAUGCUUAGUGAUGGGAAGUCGAGAUUCUCCAUCAGAGGACAGCCCAUAUACCACUUUCUAGGGACUUCAACAUUCAGCGAGUACACCGUGGUUCAUGUCGGCUGUGUUGCCAAGAUCAAUCCACUCGCUCCUCUGGACAAAGUUUGUGUCAUCAGUUGCGGGAUCUCAACUGGCCUGGGAGCAAUGGUGAACGUAGCGAAACCACCCAAGGGUUCGACGGUGGCUGUUUUCGGAUUGGGAGCUGUUGGGUUAGCUGCUGCUGAAGGUGCAAGGAUUGCAGGGGCUUCGAGAAUUAUCGGAGUUGAUUUGAAUCCAAAUAAAUUUCAAGGAGCAAAGAAGUUUGGUGUGACUGAAUUCGUGAACCCGAAAGACCACAACAAACCUGUUCAGGAGGUGAUUGUUGAGAUGACAAAUGGAGGAGUUGAUAGGAGUGUCGAGUGCACUGGAAAUGUCAACGCCGUGAUUUCUGCGUUCGAAUGUGUACACGAUGUAUGCACUUUUCUUUUGGCUAUGCAAGCAAUUUGCGAGCGAGAAACUUACAGACUGUCUCUGAAGGGCACGUUCUUCGGAAACUACAAACCACGUUCAGACAUUCCCUCCGUCGUAGAGAAAUACAUCAACAAAGAGCUUGAAGUGGAGAAGUUCAUCACUCAUCAGGUCCCAUUCUCGGAGAUCAACAAGGCAUUCGACUACAUGCUUGAAGAAAACAAGAUGUCAGGCACUGCUGGUCAGGUGAUACAUUGCAGAGCUGCUGUUGCAUGGGAAGCAGGUAAGCCCUUGGUAAUUGAACAAGUGGAGGUAGCACCUCCACAAGCCAUGGAGGUUCGCUUGAAGAUCCUUUAUACCUCUCUCUGCCACACUGACGUCUACUUUUGGGAAGCCAAGGGACAAAACCCCCUAUUUCCCAGAAUCUAUGGUCAUGAAGCUGGAGGGAUUGUGGAGAGCGUGGGUGAGGGAGUGACUGAUCUGGAACCAGGGGAUCAUGUCCUCCCAAUUUUCACUGGGGAAUGCAAGGAAUGUGCCCACUGCAAAUCAGAAGAGAGCAACAUGUGUGACCUCCUCCGGAUCAACACUGACAGAGGAGUCAUGCUCAGUGAUGGGAAGUCGAGAUUCUCCAUCAAAGGACAGCCCAUAUACCACUUUCUAGGGACUUCAACAUUCAGCGAGUACACCGUUGUUCAUGUUGGCUGUGUUGCCAAGAUCAACCCGCUCGCUCCUCUGGACAAAGUUUGUGUCAUCAGUUGUGGGAUCUCAACAGGCCUGGGGGCAAUGGUAAACGUAGCGAAACCACCCAAGGGUUCGACGGUGGCUGUUUUCGGAUUGGGAGCUGUUGGGUUAUCUGCUGCUGAAGGUGCAAGGAUUGCAGGGGCUUCAAGAAUUAUCGGUGUUGAUUUGAAUCCAAAUAGAUUUCAAGAAGCAAAGAAGUUCGGUGUGACUGAAUUUGUGAAUCCGAAAGACCACAACAAACCUGUUCAGGAGGUGAUUGCUGAGAUGACAAAUGGAGGAGUUGAUAGGAGUGUCGAGUGCACUGGAAAUGUCGACGCCAUGAUCUCCGCAUUCGAAUGUGUACAUGACGGUUGGGGCGUUGCUGUUCUUGUGGGAGUGCCCCAUAAAGAUGCUGUCUUCAAGACUCAUCCUAUUAAUCUGCUGAACGAGAGGACUCUGAAGGGCACCUUCUUCGGAAACUAUAAGCCACGUUCAGACAUUCCCUCCGUCGUAGAGAAAUACAUGAACAAAGAGCUUGAAGUGGAGAAGUUCAUCACUCAUCAGGUCCCAUUCUCGGAGAUCAACAAGGCCUUUGACUACAUGCUCAAAGGCGAAGGCCUCCGAUGCAUCAUUCGCAUGGAGGAGUAAAGAAGCGGAUGAAGAACCCCAUAGCACUGAAGAGAAAGAGAAACAACUUGUGCGAGGAUUCGUUGAAAUUGCGUGCUUGAGGGUCCAAUUCACGGUUCGAUUCGACUGUAUUUCUGCUAUCUUCCAUGUAUUUCCUGGAAUAAUUGCAUCUAAAUUGUAAUCCUUCAGCCUUUGAAAAUAAUGCGUAAUUAUAUACUUGGACUUAAUCCGAUGUCUUCAA